AUAACUCAGUCAAUUAAGAGCAUUGACUCCGACUGCUCAGUCACUUGACGACGCUCGGCAGCAGCAGCAGCAGCAUGUUCAAGCUGCAGAACACCCUGGAGGUUGUUCCGGAGAAGUCAGAGUCCGGACUCGAGGACGAAAACCCUCCGUUGCCCACAGAAGGCUGUCAGCUGGAUGCUAUAAUUGUGAAAAUCGGACAGUUUGGUCGCUUCCAGAUCACCAACUAUCUGCUGCUCUGCCUGCCCAUCAUCUGCAAUGCUUUUUAUUCAAUCUCUUACGUUUUCACCGCCAGCGAAGUGGCUUACAGGUGCAACAUCACCCAGUGCGACACUCUGGAGAGCAGCUACGACGAGCCCUUCCUCAACUUUACUACACCGCAACGCCACGGAGUCUGGGAUCACUGUGAGCAUUAUGCAUUCCGGCCCGAUCUGGAGGCUGUUCUGCAUCAUUAUCUGGGGGCAGAUCCAUGCAACAAUAGAAGCUUCGAUGUGGGUCAGCGGCUUAGCUGCGAUUCGGGCUUCAUACUGAGACAAGACGAAAAGACUAUAGCCAGCGAGUUUGGCAUCUUCUGCAGCGAAAGAUGGAAGCUGUCAAUGGUGGGCACUGUGAACAAUAUCGGACAGUUUAUCGGCCGGGCGCUUGGAGGUCGGAUUGCACUGUGUUGCUUUGUGUGGCUCAUACACACCCUCAUCGCCCUGGGAUUGAGUAUCCACUCUGGCGCGCUAAAUGGCAGCAAAUUCGAGAACUUUAGCAUGACGGGAUUCAUGCAGGUGCCGGGAAUUCUGCUGGGCACAUUCCUGAUGCACUGGAUCGGACGUCGAUGGGCGCUUACGUCCUGUCAGUUCACAUGUGCCACACUGAUCCUAGCUGUGGCAGCCACGGAUGAAGGUGAAUUACCCCAGAUCUCUUCGAUACUGUUCUUUCUGGCCAAGAUGAUCUCUACGGGCAGUUUUAUGAUUGUGUACUUCUUCACCUCCGAGAUUUUUCCCACAAACUGCAGGAAUAGCCUGCUCUCCUUCUGCUCCUGCAUGGGUCGCUUUGGUUCCAUGUUGGCCCCGCAAACGACUCUUCUGAUCGAUUACUAUGAAUAUGCUCCCCACUUGCUUUUCGCCCUAUUUGGAUUCACCUGCUCGGGCCUCUCCCUAUUCUUUCCGGAGACCAGCAAUAAGGUGCUGCCCACCACUUUGGAGGAGGCAAAAGCUCUGGACAGGAGUAUGCCCGGGGCUAAGUCAAAAAGUGAAAAGAAAAGUGCUGAGUAAUCAAAUUUAAAGCAUUAUCGCGUCGUGAGUAUCGGAAAUCUGAAAAAUCGGAGCUUGUGACUUUCAAUGGCCAGCAAAAUAUGAUAAGAAGUACAAGUAUUAGCAAUAAAUAAUUUUGCAGUAUAAGAAAU
Messenger RNA from Drosophila serrata, 1390 nucleotides. Its product is annotated as solute carrier family 22 member 3-like. The record is from RefSeq and is a predicted model, not a curated record. Gene Ontology annotation, biological process: transmembrane transport. Gene Ontology annotation, molecular function: transmembrane transporter activity. Lineage: Eukaryota; Metazoa; Arthropoda; Insecta; Diptera; Drosophilidae. Gene Ontology annotation, cellular component: membrane.